Rubroshorea leprosula is the source of this 733-nucleotide messenger RNA. The record is from the annotation of a GenBank genome assembly. Lineage: Eukaryota; Viridiplantae; Streptophyta; Magnoliopsida; Malvales; Dipterocarpaceae.
AUCAUUAUUUAUUUAUCAUAAUCAAUUACUCAAUUACAAAAAAAAAAAUCUUUAAUUAAAAAAAUUAAUUAUUUUGAUAUAAUAACUGCCUGCCAAAAACGUUGAAACGGUGUAGCUUUGGUUACGUAUAUCAGUUGACUCACUCUUCGAGUCUUGACAAUUUCUAUCAACACAGCAGCGUAGAUACAGGGAAAACGGAUAGCGAUUAUGAAGCCGUUAGGAUGGUGGUUGAUGCUGGUUGGCUCCCGCCGAUUAGCCUCCGUCUGGUUCGGCUUCUUUGACAUCUGGGCUCUCCGCCUCGCCGUUUUCUCCAAGACUACUAGCAACUUCCCUCUCUUUCUCUCUCCCUGGAAACUAAAAACGCUUCUCCUUUCCAAAUUUCGUUUUCCGUGAAGUACACUCACUCUCACGACUAAAGAAGCUUUAUUUAUCAGUAGCACUUAACUGCAAAGGGCAGUGAGCUAGCUUUGAGAUGGUCCUGAAGACAAGACAAUGGCCAUCCAAAAUCUGACAACCGCUGGCAUCUUUGCAGGCACUUCGAUAGUAUGGAUGUUGUUACAGUGGAACGCACACCAGGAGCCGCAUGUCAAGAAUGCUUGAAAAGGAAUUCAGUUGCUUCGCAGAUACCGCAGGAUUCUCUCAUUUCCUUUUUUUCAAUUGACUUUCAGUAUCAGGUACUUUAUUCGAGUUUGAACUUUUAAGGCUCAUUGCCAAAUAAACUGACGAGGAAUGC